This is a messenger RNA of Mesitornis unicolor (brown roatelo), 3018 nucleotides long. RefSeq names its product APC membrane recruitment protein 3 (gene AMER3). Gene Ontology annotation, molecular function: phosphatidylinositol-4,5-bisphosphate binding; beta-catenin binding. Bases 1 to 3018 code for a protein of 1005 amino acids. Gene Ontology annotation, biological process: regulation of canonical Wnt signaling pathway. NCBI's taxonomy places the organism in Eukaryota, Metazoa, Chordata, Aves, Mesitornithiformes, Mesitornithidae. Gene Ontology annotation, cellular component: plasma membrane. The record is from RefSeq and is a predicted model, not a curated record. The transcript has a single exon.
AUGGAGCUCAAGAGAGGAAAGACCUUCAUCAAGUCCCCUGUGCAACACGAGAAAGUGCCAGCAGUGCACACAGCUCCUGUCAACAAAGAUGAUACAGGGAAAGACAAAAAGGCAGCUCUGGAAGGAAAGCAAAGCGUAGCUGAAGUCCAGCUGGCGUGUUUGGCCACACACAAGAACUACAGAUUUUCUACCCGGGCAGCGAGGAAUGGAGCUGGUGACCACAACCUGGAAAAGUCCUCUGGGUCCUCCUACAAACUUGUAAGGAAGAGCAAAACUCAUGACUGCGUUCCUGAGGCAGACAAAGCAGAGCAGUGCAGCCCCAGCGGCAGGGCGUAUGAGGAAGGCUUUUCUGGAAAGGGUAAGGGGCGACUUGUCAAUAGCAUCAGCUUUUCGGGGACGUCCAGCUCUAGCAGUAAGAAGGAGUGUGUGGUCAGCCCCAGCCAGUCUGCCUGCAGCAGUCAGAUGAUCGAUUACAGGAACUUUGUGCCACAGAUGCCUUUUGUACCAGCAGUCGCAAAAACCAUUCCCAGGAAGAGGAUUUCCCUCAAAAGAUCUAAGAAAGGGCUCAGAGAUAUAUUUCAUAUACGAAAAAAUAAACCAGACAGCCUCACUUUCCUGGUUGAGAAGGACAAGAAUCUGUCUUCUCCAGGCUGCAAGAGUGAGUUUUCUGGACGUCUUGCAAAGUACUUUUUCAAAACUGGAGAAACAUUUGUGGCUGACUGCUUGUCACAAGACUGCUCAGACAGUGAACUGCAGUCUGACUCUUCCUACGACUACUGCAACACCCUGUGUGAAGAUGUCGCCUCGCUGAAGAGCUUUGACUCCCUCACUGGCUGCGGGGAGAUCUUUGCCGAUGAGAGCUCUGCUCAUGUGGAGCUGGAAAACAGCAAAGAAGUUUUGCUGAGACGAGGCAAGCACAAAGACAGCCCUGUCAUGGGCUCUUUCCAAGGGGGUGUGGAGCAGCUGGCCUCUCCUGGCCAGAAUGAGACGGUUGAAUUUGCAAAGUUUUGGGACAACAUCAACAAAUCAGUGAGGCUGCAUCAGAGCGCUCUGUUUGAUAAGAAGUUACUGAAGGUGCCGAGUGCUGAUGUGGAAAAAGCCAGAAGCCAGGCUGCUGCACCUGUGACAGAGCCCCAAGUGUCACCUGAUAAAGAUGGUGACAGUUCCAAAGAUUGCUCCACAGAAACAGGAACGCCAAAGAGCGACAACCAGGAAUCCACAUCCACCAGUGAUGAAGGCUACUAUGAUUCAUUCUCUCCCGGACAAGAGGAUGAAGUGAAGGAAGCUCAGACGCCUGGGGUGCCAGGUAGAUUUCCAAGAGACAGCUACAGUGGAGAUGCUCUUUAUGAGCUCUUCUAUGACCCAAACGAAGUACAAAUAAACCCAGUCCUAGACGAUGACUUAUGCACAUCUGAAAGCAUUUCUGAACAAGCCAUUGAAAUCCCUUUGUCCAUUUAUAGCUUUCACGUUGGAGCUGAGGAGAACAUGGCUUCCCAACCAGCUUUAGACAUUAUCAGCCAGGGUUUUUUCCACAGCACAUGGAAAGGCAAGGAGUGUUUGCUAAAGCUCUGUGACACCGAGCUUUCACUGACCAUGGGCAUAAUAAACUGGCUGCGAAAACACUCGGGACUUGCUUCCUCCCCUGACUCUCUUCAGAGUCCUCAAUCACAGCCGGAAAAGCCUAAUGAUUCAUCGAUCCCACCCAGCACCGGUCCAGAACAGAAAGUGAGCACAGAAACUCAGCAGGAGAAAGCGAGCAAGGAAGAAUUUAAUACAUUUAACCUACACGUGUCUUUGGAUGAAAGCCAACAGACAACACAGGCCUCUUCAGUAAAAGCUGCUGAAAGAGAUGACAGCCUGGACUCUUGCCCUGACACAUCUAAUUUGAAUUUCCAAGGAAGGGAAGGGAGCGACCACAAGGAUUCAUCUACGGUGCCUGCAACUGUGGAAACAACCAGAUCAUCAAGUUACCCACCACAAUCCCAGGCUAAUGGAGACGAUCUGCAGACAUCUUCAACUGAGAAUGAGAAGGUGACAACUUCAGAAGGAUGUGAGAUACUCGGAGAUAAAAACCCACUGCCAGAAAAGCUGAACAGAGAGAGCAGUUCCCAGAGCUCUGACAACCCGUCAUUAGAUGACAAUCACGAAGUAGAGUCAUGUUACUCCUACAAGACUGCUGCAACCUCACUCCUGGAUCCCCCUGAGCCCGAGGACAGAAAUAAAUCAAUGUAUCGCUCUCUCUCUAUUUCCUGUGACAAACCGCUGCAGCCUCUUACUCUCAGACGCUUCCAAAGCUACAUUAGCCCCACGCCAACAGAGAGCAGCACUAACAUCGUGCAGCUCUUGGAGCACUGCGUAACACAAGUGGCAUCUUUAAAAAUCAGCUACGAAAACAAGCACCUGGAAGACAAAUGCAUUGGGAAUGAAAUGAACAAUAUCAUUAGUAAGAUGUCUCAGUAUAAAAACAAGUUAUUGUUGCAAAAUGAAUGCAACUGCAUUGUCCCCAAUCCAGCAUACUCCAGUAUUCCUAGCACAAACCAAUACAACUAUGAGACAAGUCUGCAUUCCAGCAGUCUGUAUCAUUUGAAGCAAAAGGAGAAGCAAAUUUGCUCUGAAGAUCAGAAAAGCAGAGCAAAAAUCCUAGAUGAGGUCGCUAGAAGCAAGAUAAAUUUUGAAUACGCCCAGCUAAAUAAUGAAGCCCUCUCCUAUUUGAAAGACUUUACAUUCGAUCUCAGUCCAAGCGACUCUGCCCCUGCUACAACUCUUAGUAGACCAACAUUUUUACCUCUCUUUAGCUCUGUCUGCUCAGACAUACCUGCUACUUUUUCACCAGCUUCAUACAGUACCAGUGUCUCUCUCGCUGACUCUCUGCAGCCUAAGGAGGCCAAGCAGUGCAGCCCAGGGCCGUGGAGCUAUGCAGAACCCCCCUGCAGGGGCCUGACUGCUGGGAACGCUCUGUCCUCGCACCCAGAGGCAGUGACACCGGACACAGCCUUGACAGGGAGGAACCACCAGUGA